Molecule: messenger RNA, 3806 nt
Organism: Sceloporus undulatus (fence lizard)
Lineage: Eukaryota; Metazoa; Chordata; Lepidosauria; Squamata; Phrynosomatidae
Gene: TRIM62
Product: tripartite motif containing 62
Exons: 5
Coding region: 1120-2661 (513 amino acids)
Biological process (GO): positive regulation of canonical NF-kappaB signal transduction; innate immune response
Molecular function (GO): zinc ion binding; protein binding
Source: RefSeq, a predicted model, not a curated record
GCGUGCCAGGGUCCAGGGAGCCCUAGAGCUAGGAAAAUGGAGAGAGGCCCAGAUCCAGGUGUGCCUCGGGGUCUCCCUCAGUCAGAGGCCACGAGCACAAGAGCCACCCCUAGGACUCCAUCUCCCAUCAGCAGCCAGGGAUGCUGGGAGCUGCAGGCCAAUAAGACCCCUACCCUCCCUCCCUUCAAGGAAGUCAGGGAUGCCCCACCAAAAGAGGUCCCUCCGAGCCUGGAAUGAAAGCUCUCCCUGAGACUGCAAGGCCCAUCAGCCCCUGCUGCAAGCCCGCCUGAUGGGAGCUGCAGUCCCAAACGUCGUCCCGCCCUCGGGGCUUAAAGCGCAGCCGCAGCAGCAGCCUUCAUCUUCCUCCUCCUCCCCCCUGAAAGGUGGAUCGGGCCCCCUUUGUCUCCUCUGCCUCUAAGGAAGGAAGGUAGAGCAGGCAGGGAAGAAAGAGAGAAGGGAGGGAAAGCAGGGGAGAAGGAAGGAAGGACGGAAGGAAGGAAGGGCUGCAGGUAGAGGGAGGACCAGAGCCAUUGGAGGAGCAGGGCCUGAAAGACCUCCUCCAUCCCUCCUCCCUGCCUCCCUUCUGCGCUCCCGUCUUCCUCCUCCUCCUCCUCCUCCUUCAUCCCAGGCAAGGCUCCGCGGAGGAAGGAGGGAGGAAGGCCUCUCAGGCGAGGAAGAAGAGGAAAAGGAAGAGGAAGGCCCCGUGACCCCUUCGCCUUGUCCUUCUCCCCCUUUUCUCCUCCUCGUCUUCCCUUUCUCUUCUGCUCCUUCUCUUCCUCCUCUUUGUCCCCUUUUCCUCUUUGCUGUCUCUCCUCCUCCUUCCUUUCUCUUCUUCUUUCCUUUCUCCCUCCCUCCUGCACUCCCUUCUUCUUCUUCCUCUUCCCAGAAAGGUUCUGCAGAGGCCCCAGAGAAGGCCAGACAGGCCUUCCUCUUUGCCUCCUCCUCCUCCUCCUCCUCCAUCCCCUUCCCCCUUUCUCUUCCUCCCGCUUCCCUUUCUCCUGUUGCUCUUCUUUUUCUCCUAUUUCUCCCCUUCGUUCCCUUCUUCCUCCUCCUCUCCCUCUCCUCCUUCCCUUCUUCUUUUCCUCUCUUCCUCCCUCUUUCCCUCCUUCCCCGGGGGCCAUGGCUUCUCCCCGUCCUCCUUCCCCGCCAGCCUCCCCUCCUUUGCCUCCUUUCUGGGGCUGCAGCCUGAAGGAGGAGCUGCUCUGCCCGAUCUGCCUGGGCCUCUUCCAGGAGCCGGUCAGCUUCGGCUGUGAGCACUACUUCUGCCGCCGCUGCAUCGCGGAGCACUGGAGCCGGCAGGAGGCGGCCAAGGCCCCUGCCAGGGACUGCCCCGAGUGCCGCAGGGCUUUCCCCGGGGCCCCGCCGGCCCUGGUCCCAGGCCUCAAGCUGGCCAACAUCGUCGAGAGGUACGCCGCCUUCCCCUUGGAUGCCAUCCUCCUCGGUGGCGGCAGCGGGGGUCCCAGUGGAGCCCACCUGCGCCGCCGAGGGGGCCUGCCUCCUUCUUCCUGCGCCAAGGAGCACGGUAAGGCCCAGCUCUUCUGCCUCCAGGACCGCGCCGUCGUCUGCUUCUUCUGCGACCAACCCGCCCGGCACCAGCAGCACCCCGUCACCAGCCUCGACGACGCCUUCGAGGAGAUCCAGCGGGAGCUCAAGGAGCAGCUCCAGACCUUGCAGGACAGCGAACGCGGACAUACAGAGGCCUUGGCCCUCCUCAAGCGCCAGCUGGCCGAGACGAAGUCCUCGGCCAAGGGCCUGCGUGCCACCAUCGGGGAAGCCUUUGACCGCCUCCACCGGCUCCUUCGGGAGCGCCAGAAGGCCAUGUUGGAAGAACUGGAAGCAGACACAGCCCGCACGUUGACAGACAUCGAGCAGAAGGUCCAGCGCUACAGCCAGCAGCUGCGCAAGGUCCAAGAGGGCAGCCAGAUCCUCCAGGAGCGGCUGGCCGAGGCGGACAAGCACACUUUCCUGGCGGGCAUUGCCUCCCUCUCGGAGACGCUGAAGGGGAAGAUCCACGAAACGAACCUGACCUACGAAGACUUUCCCACCUCCAAGUACAUGGGGCCUUUGCAGUACACCAUCUGGAAAUCGCUUUUCCAGGACAUCCACCCAGUGCCUGCCACGCUGACGCUGGACCCCGCCACGGCCCACCAGCGCCUCAUUCUGUCUGACGACUGCACCAUUGUGGCUUAUGGCAACCUCCACCCGCAGCCCCUCCAAGACUCCCCCAAGCGUUUUGACGUGGAGGUCUCCGUCCUGGGUUCGGAGGCCUUUGGCGGCGGCGUCCACUACUGGGAGGUGGUGGUCUCAGAGAAGACGCAGUGGAUGAUCGGCCUGGCCCACGAAGCCGUGACCCGCAAGGGCAGCAUCCAGAUCCAGCCCAGCCGCGGCUUCUACUGCAUCGUCAUGCACGACGGGAACCAGUACAGCGCUUGCACCGAGCCCUGGACCCGGCUGAACGUCAAGACCAAGCUGGAGAAAGUGGGCGUCUUCUUGGACUACGACAAAGGGCUGCUGAUCUUCUACAACGCCGACGACAUGUCCUGGCUCUACACCUUCCGGGAGAAGUUCCCCGGAAAGCUCUGCUCCUACUUCAGCCCGGGGCAGAGCCAUGCCAAUGGGAAGAAUGUCCAGCCUCUCCGGAUCAACGCCAUCCGUAUUUAAGGGCUUACAUGCAGACGAUGCCGUAACCAGCAAAACGUUGGCAUUUCCAAAAAGGAUCUGCUAAAGGUGGAAGGAGGAAAGGUUCAGUUGUCUUGAUGUCUUGGGGGAGGGUUGAAUGCAUGGGGUUCCUUAUGCGUACCCAAAGCAGAUCUGCAAGAAAGCUGGGGACCAGCAACGUUUUCUGGAUCAGACAUUAAUGGCGAACUGGGCUCGAUGGGUGGUUCCUCUUCUUUUGUUAGUGCUGCGAUGCACUUUAUGCGCAGCGCACUGACCAGCAUAGUGAGGGAUCGGAGCUCUUAAGUUUCCCUCUUGGCUUUUGGGGGUCUACGCAGUGCAGUUUUAGGAACAUUUGAUCUGGAGGAGUAAAUGGGAACAAGUUCUGAGUACUUGGGUAAAAAUGAGUGUUUAAUGUUUGUCAUGUGUCUGGGCUUCGGAGGCUUGGCGGGUGGGCAUAGCAAGCGGGAAGCAAGUGAACGGCAAAAUAAAGAGAACAUUUAAAUCCCAGGCCAUGGCUUGGGUGGGAGUUCCUUUUGCUUGCGGCGGGGAUGUUUUGUUGUUCUUAUUUAAAAAGAGGCAGUGUGGUACAGUGGUUCAGGUGUCAAGUUGGGCAGGCAGGAACUGGGUCCAGAUUUCCCCCAUUUGGCACAGCCAGGAAGAUGUGAAUUUCUAUCAUGCAACCUCACAGGGUUGUUGUGAGACCUCAUUCCACCAUACCUCAAGCAUUGUUGAGACUUCAUACUACCAUACCUCACAGGGUUGUUGUGAAGGGAAUGAAGAGGUUUAAGAGGGGAGACUAGAAGGAAGGAGAGGAGAGCAAUUACAGUGUACUCAUUAUAAUCCAAAGAAGCUGUUAUCCUGCAGAUCCAUCCAUCUAUUUGGGGAUUGGGAGAUGAUGCUGGGGUGCAGCUCCCAUCAGCCCCAGCCGUGAGGGAUGAUGGGAGUUGUAAUCUAGCAACAUCUGGGGGUUGAGAUGGGGGUCCAUGUUUACAUCUGUGUAAACCGUAGUAUGCCAUGAUACAAAUUAGCCACAAGAGGUCAUUGUUGAUGUAGUUAAGGCAAUGAAUGGGGCAUCUCCCAAAUUUCCUGCCAGACAUGUCUAUGGUAAUAAUAAUAAUAACAACAACAACAAGAGCAAUUAAAAAUGU